This is a messenger RNA of Hevea brasiliensis (rubber tree), 3608 nucleotides long. Its product is annotated as MDIS1-interacting receptor like kinase 2-like. The coding region runs from base 73 to 3327 and encodes 1084 amino acids. The transcript has 2 exons. The record is from RefSeq and is a predicted model, not a curated record. Gene Ontology annotation, biological process: protein phosphorylation. Gene Ontology annotation, molecular function: ATP binding; protein binding; protein kinase activity. NCBI's taxonomy places the organism in Eukaryota, Viridiplantae, Streptophyta, Magnoliopsida, Malpighiales, Euphorbiaceae.
CCAUGAAAUAAUCCAUCUCGUUCUACUUUUGUACUCUAAUAGACCUGAACUAAAAUAGUCACCAAAGCCACAAUGUGCUUGCUCGCUAAAUCACCUUCCAAGUUAUUCCGAGCCCUGCUUAUUCUCAUAUUUCUCUCUUCUAUAUCUUUGUUCAUCAAUUCUUCUGCUUUUGCUGCAACUUCAGUCUCUGCCGAUGCAAAGAGUGAUGAACUAGCUAAAGGUGGGAAGGAAGCUGAUUCUCUCUUAAAAUGGAAAGCCAGUCUUGACAACCAAAGCCAAUCUGUUUUAGAUUCUUGGGUUGGCAGCAGGCCUUGCAAUUGGGAUGGGGUUACUUGUGAUAGCUCUGGAAGUAUCACCAAUUUGAGCCUCAUUAAUUUAGGCUUAAGAGGUACGCUACAUAGUUUCAAUUUUUCAUGCUUUCCCAACCUUUUAAGUCUUGAUAUUUCGAACAACUCAUUGCAUGGGACCCUUCCAUCGCAUAUCCUUAAUCUCUCUAAAAUUACCUCAUUGAACUUGUCCAUUAAUCAUCUCACAGGAAAUAUUCCAUAUGAGAUAGGUAUGCUGACAGAUCUUUCUAAGCUCGAUUUGUCAAGUAACAAUCUCACAGGUUCAAUUCCUAUUUCCAUAACAAAUUUGAAAAAUCUAUCCAUUCUCUCCUUGUGGGGUAAUAAACUCUCUGGUUCCAUACCUUCAGAAAUUGGGUUCUUAAAAUUUUUAAAACGACUUGAGCUAUGGAAUAAUAGUUUAACCGGUGCAAUCCCUCCUUCCAUUGGAAAAUUGAGAGAGUUAUCAAUUCUUUACCUUUUUGACAACAAACUCUCAGGAUCCAUCCCCCUUGAAAUUGGGAUGCUUAGUUCUCUUUCUGAACUAUAUUUGGAGAAAAACGAAUUCACAGGUUCAAUUCCUACUUCCAUAACAAACUUGAGAAAUUUAUCUAUCCUCUACUUAUGGGGCAACAAACUCUCUGGUUCUAUACCUUCAGAAAUUGGGUUCUUAAAACUUUUAAAAGAACUUGAGCUAUCGAGUAACAGUUUAACUGGUGUAAUUCCUCCUUCCAUUGGAAAAUUGAGAGAGCUGUCUUUUCUUCAUCUUGGAGGCAACAAACUAUUAGGAUCCAUCCCCCAUGAAAUUGGGAUGCUUACUUCUCUUUAUGAACUCGAUUUAUCAGAAAAUAAUCUCACUGGUUCAAUCCCUAAUUCAAUAGGAGAACUUAAAUCCCUUAACACGUUGGUAUUGUUAUCCAACCAACUCAACGGUUCGCUGCCUUUGGAAUUCAAUAAUCUUACUCGUUUGAAGUCAUUGCAAUUGCAUGGGAAUGGAUUCACUGGUUAUUUGCCAGAAAAUGUAUGCCUUGGAGGGUUACUUGAAAAUUUUUCUGCUGGCAGUAAUCAUUUCUCAGGUUCGAUCCCCAAAACCUUGAGAAACUGUACUACCUUAUUUAGACUUAGGCUUGAUUGGAAUCAAUUAACAGGGAACAUUUCAGAAGAUUUAGGGAUAUACCCACAUUUGAAUUACAUUGAUUUGAGUAACAAUAGAUUGCAUGGAGAGCUUUCGUGGAAAAUGGGACAGUGGAAAAGCAUCACAAGCCUAAAAGUUUCAAACAAUAAUAUCUCUGGUAGUAUACCAUUUCAACUUGGAAAUGCUACUCAAUUACAUUUGAUUGACCUUUCCUGGAAUCAUUUGCAAGGGCAAAUUCCUAAAGAAUUGGCGAACUUGAAACUGUUGUUCAAAAUUUAUCUUAAUAACAACAAUCUUUUUGGCGUUGUUCCUUUAGAUUUGAAGGUGCUAUUUAAUCUGGCUGAACUUAAUUUAGCAGCAAAUAAUCUAAGUGGUUCAAUUCCUGGACAACUUGGAGAACUUUCACAUUUAUUGAUCUUGAAUUUGAGUGGCAAUGAAUUUACGGGAAGUAUUCCGUUCGAGUUAGGGAAUCUACAUUUUCUAGAAAUUCUUGAUCUUAGUCACAAUUUGUUGAUGGGACAUAUGCCACAACAACUUGCGCAAUUGAGAACUCUAGAAGUGUUGAAUCUCUCUUAUAACAUGCUUUCUGGUUCGAUUCCAACCAAUUUUGAUGAUUUUUGGAGCUUGACUGAUGUGGAUAUAUCCUACAAUGACUUAGAAGGUCCUAUUCCUGAUGCUAAAGCCUUUCGUGAGGCUCCAUUUGAGGCAUAUAGAAACAAUAAAGGCUUAUGUGGUAAUGCUAGUAGUCUAAAGGCUUGUACGUCUAUCAAAAGUGGUAGAACUCCGAUUGUACUUCCUGUUUUGGCCGCUAUGUGUCUGGUGUUCUUAAUUGGAGGUCUCCUGAUUCUCCACCGACUUAUAAAAAGAAAAGCCCCAUCAAGGGAAUCACGAGAUAAACACAUAUUGGUGAUACCUGGAGAUGAUCAGGAAUUACAACAUGAAAAAAUCAUUGAGGCCACUGAGGAUUUCAACUCCAACUAUUGCAUUGGAGCAGGCGGAAGUGGAUUCGUUUAUAAAGUUGUGCUGCCAUCAGGUCGAGUGUUUGCUGUGAAAAAACUUCAUCCAUUACAGGAAGACAAGUCAGAGAACUUGAAAGCUUUUGAAAGAGAGAUUCAAGUGUUGUCAGAAAUUCGGCAUCGAAAUAUUGUGAAGUUACAUGGUUUUUGUUCACAUUCAAAGCACUCUUUUUUGGUUUAUGAGUUCAUGGAAAGGGGGAGUUUGAGAAGCAUUUUAACAAGUGAAGAGCAAGCAGCAGAAUUGGAUUGGAUCAAAAGGCUAAAUAUUGUCAAAGGGGUGGCCAAUGCUUUAUCUUAUAUGCACCAUAAUUGCCCGUUUCCAAUCAUUCAUCGGGACAUUUCUAGCAACAAUAUUCUCUUGGAUUCAGAUUACGAGCCUCGCAUAUCUGAUUUCGGCACAGCUAGGCUUUUAUUACCUGACUCAUCCAGUAUAACCUCAUUUGCUGGUACCUUUGGAUACACAGCUCCAGAAUUAGCCUACGCAAUGCAAGUAAAUGAAAAAUGUGAUGUGUAUAGUUUUGGGGUGACAAUACUGGAAUUAGUAAUGGGAAAGCAUCCAGGCAACCUCAUCUCAUCUCUUUGGUCAUCAGCAUCUUCCUCAUCACUGCAUGAUCGGCAUAAAUUUUUAGAGGAUGUGAUAGACCAACGUCUUCCACUUCCUCAAAAUCAAGUUGCAGAGGGCGUUGUCUACAUUACCAUGUUAGCAUUUUCAUGCUUGCAUAUCAAUCCCAAAUCUCGGCCUACAAUGCAACAAGUUUCCUCGAAGCUGAUUCCUAAGUAUCCUCUAAUUUCAAGGUCAUUCUCCGCAAUAAAAUUAGAAGAACUGUUUCCCGAAAGUAGUGCCAACGUUUGAAUAUUUUCUUGCAAGUUGGUAUAGAUGUGUCUGUCAAGUAUUCCUUUCCUUUUAUAUUUUCUUACUUUGUAAUAUAUUUCUUUGGCUUUUUUUUAAUAAGCUUGGUGCUAAUAGUUUGAUUAUAUGUCCGAGUAAUGCACCUUGGCAUCAGUAGCAAUCGUCAAUUCCAUUAUUAAUAAUCUGUCAACUCUACCGCAAGGAGCAUCACAAUCUGAAGAUUUCUAUGCUUACUUUUGAGUUCUUGCCUUUGGUUUUUAGCGUUCAGUUGUGUUUUGUUGUUA